AAUAGCUAGAACAAGAUUUUCUCUCCUGUUUCAGUCAAUUACUUAUCAUCCUAAAUGUCGGUUUCUGCAACAAAGAAAUUGGCAGUUGUUACAGGAGCCAACAAAGGGAUUGGUUUGGAGAUAUGCCGACAGUUAGCCUCUAAUGGCGUAGCAGUGAUCUUGACAGCCAAAGAUGAGAAAAAGGGUGUUGAAGUUGUUGAGACGCUCAAAGCGUCUGGACUGUCUGAUCUGGUUUUUCAUCAGCUUGAUGUGAUAGACCCUGCUAGUAUUGAUUCCCUGGCUGAUUUCAUCAAAACCCAGUUUAGAAAACUUGAUAUCUUGGUUAACAAUGCAGCAAUUUCCGGAAUCAUGCUAGAUGAUGAUGCUCAGAAGGCACUGAUGACAGUUGCUCCCGAGGCAAAGCCUGCAAAAUUCUGGGAAUUAGCGAGGCAAACCUGAGUCUGUAGUGGAAUGUCUGCAAGCAAACUACUAUGGAGCCAAAAGAGUGACUGAAGCACUUCUUCCCUUCCUUAAGCUAUCUGAUUCACCUCGAAUUGUUAAUGUUUCCUCUGGCUUGUCUAGGCUAAAGUUAUAGAGUCUAAUAGAUUACAAAUACCAGAACAUAUCUGAUACUUGGGCGAAAGCAGUGCUAAGUGAUGUAGAUGGUCUCACAGAAAAGAGGGUGGAUGAGGUUCUGAAGAAGUUUCAGAAGGAUUUGAAGGAGGGUUUAUUGGAAACUCAAGGCUUAACUGCCUAUAUAAUGUCCAAAGCAGCCUUGGAUGCCUACACAAGAUUUCUAGCAAAUAAGUUACCAAAAUUCCGCAUAAAUUGUGUAACCCCUGGAUUUGUCAAAACUGACAUUAACUACAACAUUGGGCACUUAACUGUUGAAGAAGGUGCAGAAGGUCCUGUAAAGUUGGCUUUGUUGCCUGAUGAUGGCCCUUCUGGCCUAUUCUUUAUCCAAAAGGAAGUAUCAACCUUUUGAUUGAAUUUUAGUUAAAUGUAAUGUUCUUGAGAGAGAAUAAAUUUGGAACUGCCAUUAUGUUUCUA
Messenger RNA from Telopea speciosissima, 1029 nucleotides. Its product is annotated as (+)-neomenthol dehydrogenase-like. The record is from RefSeq and is a predicted model, not a curated record. Gene Ontology annotation, cellular component: membrane. The coding region runs from base 55 to 438 and encodes 127 amino acids. The transcript is spliced from 5 exons. Lineage: Eukaryota; Viridiplantae; Streptophyta; Magnoliopsida; Proteales; Proteaceae.